AUGACAAAAUUCAAAGAAAAUAAAUAUAAAUUUGUUAAAUAUUUCAAUUACGAUGAUGAUAUAACUGAAGGUGAAGCACGUCAACAAGCUAUCACUGAAUGUCAAGAAGAUAAAUGUGAUUAUUUAUUUGUAAUUGAUUCAAUAGUUCAUAUUGAUAAUCCUGAUACAUUAAUUAAAUUAAUCUCACUUAAUCGAACAGUUAUUGCACCAAUGCUUUUAAGACCAGAAAAAACAUGGAGUAAUUUUUGGGGAGAUUAUGCAGAAGAUGGAUUUUAUAAACGAUCGCCAGAUUAUAUGGAUAUUAUUAACUAUCAGAAAAUAGGUUUAUUUAAUGUUCCACAUGUAGCUCAUUGUUAUUUAAUAAAUGGAACAUUUUUAAAAACUUUUACACCGAAAUAUAUUGAUGCAACUACUGAUCCAGAUUUGACAUUUUGUCAAUCAUUGAGAGCUGCUGAAUAUUUUAUUUAUUUAAAUAAUGAAAUAAAUUAUGGACAUUUAAUUGAUCCAGAUAAUUUUAAUACUUCAUUAAUUCUACCUGAACUUUAUGAAAUCUUUAAUAAUCCUAAAGAUUGGAAAGAUCGUUAUAUUCAUCCAGAUUAUUAUAAAUCUCUUGAACCAAAUUCAACACUUCAACAACCAUGUCCAGAUGUAUUUUGGUUUCCAUUCUUAACAAAUCAAUUUACUCAAGAUUUAAUUUAUCUCAUGGAAAAAUUUAAUCAAUGGUCUGGAUCAUCUCAUGCUGAUCGACGUAUAUCAGGUGGUUAUGAAAAUGUUCCUACAGAUGAUAUUCAUAUGACACAAGUAGAUUAUAAUGAUCAUUGGUUAUAUAUUCUACAAGAAUUUAUUCAACCAAUACAACAAAAAGUCUAUAGUGGUUAUUAUAGUGAUCCUCCAAAAGCAUUACUUAAUUUUGUUGUUCGAUAUAUGCCUGAAUAUCAAUAUAAACUUCGACCACAUCAUGAUGCAUCAACAUAUACAAUUAAUAUAGCAUUAAAUGAUGUUGGAAAAGAUUAUGAAGGUGGUGGCUGUCGAUUUAUUCGUUAUAAUUGUACAGUAAACGCAACACGUCGUGGUUGGACAUUAAUACAUCCUGGACGUUUAACUCAUUUACAUGAAGGUUUACCAACACUAAAAGGAAAACGAUAUAUUAUGAUUUCAUUUAUUGAUCCUUAG
Messenger RNA from Rotaria sordida, 1173 nucleotides. NCBI's taxonomy places the organism in Eukaryota, Metazoa, Rotifera, Eurotatoria, Philodinida, Philodinidae. The record is from the annotation of a GenBank genome assembly.